Pyricularia grisea is the source of this 2046-nucleotide messenger RNA. RefSeq lists its product as uncharacterized. Lineage: Eukaryota; Fungi; Ascomycota; Sordariomycetes; Magnaporthales; Pyriculariaceae. The transcript has 2 exons. The record is from RefSeq and is a predicted model, not a curated record. The coding region runs from base 1 to 2046 and encodes 681 amino acids.
AUGGUAGCAACUGAACUGGCGGGUGGUACAGGCAAAGAUAUGGGAACGCCUCAUCAUUCAGACCAACAACAGCCGCUACAGUUGGACCCCGAUGCGGGGCAAAUUACAACCGUUGAAGAGGACGCUUCGCCCUGGAGGAACCAAAAUUUCCCUUCUCCAGAGGGCGAAGGUUUUCAUCGACGUCGCUCUCAUAGCAGCUCGCUGUUUUACGACAGUCGGUCUGUUUCCAACCGAGGCUCUGUGACCCCUUUAUACUGGUCACCACCGCCCGAGCCUGUUCGGCCCGCCAACCCAUACAGAAAGGGUCUCGAGCUCAAAGUCUGCCGUCACGAGCCGCCGCCGCCCUUUGGGCUGCAAUGCUAUGGAGACAACCCGUAUCCGCCGGGCAUAAGAGAUCAUGUCCGGCGCAAGACGUUGACGAGGAUGACGCUCGUGGAUCUCUGUCUCUCACAGCCCCCCAUAGAGGGCGUCACAAGGGCCGAUGAGUGGAGGGAGCUCGAGGUCGUCCAGGAGCUGGCUGUGCGCGACGACCAUGGGGCUCAGGUUGUGGUGUGCCGGCUUAAGGACGAUGCAGUCCAGGGCCGGAAAUACGUGGCCAAGAUCUUCGACCCCUUAUAUUACAGUUUUGCCGACAACCUGGUCGGCAACCACCCUAGGGACACGUGCAUGCAGGCCGACCAAGAUUACGCGGUCGAGACUGCAGCAUACGAGGAGCUUAAGGAUUCAAGGCUCGCGGGCGAUUCCAUCCCAGCGUACUAUGGCUCAUGGACCUUUGACAUGCCCCUGGAACUUCCCGAGCCAAAUGGACGCCAGAUACGCCACGUCCGGAUGGUGCUGAUGGAGCACGUCCAAGGGGCCAGGCUCAUGCUGGACAUGGACCCGACGGCGCUCUCGGACGAGACGCGCUUGCGCAUCGUCGCCCGCGUGGCCGAGAUAAACGCUGCCCUGAUAAAUCAAGGCGUCUACCACGACGACGUGAACCAACGAAACAUUCUGGUGCGUCUUGCAGGUGACGACGACGCAGGAGAGGAACGGGUGGUGCUGUUCGACUUCAACAUGGCCUGGGUCCGGCGGAUCGAUUACCAACACUCGUGGUACGACGAGGACUGGGAGGAACACAAAGAAUUCACAGCGCUCCUCUAUGGGCCGCACAAGCCUUUCCACCCGGCUACGCACCAUUGGGACCGGGUCCCGUUCUGGCAAGAGUUCAAGAACUGGUUGCCGGAUCGGUUCCAGGGCGAAUCAAUGAGGCCGUACCAAGAGUGGCUCCUCGAGGCGUGGAGGGAUUCGCCCGAGUGGAGCCCGCUCUGGGAACCGGCACUCACCAUCGGCGGAUAUACACCGCGAGACACUGCUACCGCCGGCAACACCACCGUCAACGACUCCCAACAAAAUAACAGCAACAGUAGCAGCAGCGACUCCACAACAUGGGUCCUCAUCGCCAUCAUAGUCGGUCUCGUUGCCCUGGUCGCCAUUUCGGUGUUUGUCACCCUCAGGAUGCUACGCCUACGGGAAAGACGAUUACAACAACAUCAACAUCAACAACAACAACAACGGUACGGAAAGGACGACGAUCACCACAUGUGCGAUGAAACAGGCCGCCUGUCGCCAUACCUCCACGCGGCGCCUCCGCAACAGCGCAAGCUCAGCAAACUCAGCGAAGCGGACCGGCGGUCUUGGGGCGAGCACGUCGAGCAGGAGCAGCGCGCCAUGAUGAUCCGCAAGUCGCUGGCCAGCCGGUCCGCCGAUUUCCCGGGCGGUCGUCGGCACCACUCGGACAGCGUGUCGUCCAGCGACAGCGGCGGCAGCUUUGUGGAGCCGUUUUCGGCAGCGUCGCGGCCGGCCACCUCGUCAGAGGCCAUGUCGGUGGCGGCGGCAGCACAAAGCAACUUGGACGUCGCGGCUGAUCGGGAAAAGGACGAAGAGGAGCAGCAGUUCCCCGCGGGCGGACUUCGAGACGAUUGGAAGGCGUUCGAGGCGCAGUUGCAUCUUGACAAGUCGCUGUCGCGGGAGACGCACCCAGCUGCUGCGGGUAGGGGGUCAUGA